Messenger RNA from Aplysia californica (California sea hare), 3095 nucleotides. Its product is annotated as opioid-binding protein/cell adhesion molecule homolog. The record is from RefSeq and is a predicted model, not a curated record. Gene Ontology annotation, cellular component: neuron projection. The transcript has 9 exons. The coding region runs from base 208 to 1581 and encodes 457 amino acids. Lineage: Eukaryota; Metazoa; Mollusca; Gastropoda; Aplysiida; Aplysiidae.
AGAUGAUCCAACUGAGGUAGCGAAUUCCUGGACGGCGAAUGGAUAACUUGGGCGGACAUCACCCAUUGAACGAGAGGGAGAUAUUAACUCUAGUCGUCUCCCGGAAAUAAACGGGCAGACAUAGACAGUGCUUACUCCCAUGCGAGAUUGAACUUUCGUGUACGGUAUCGUUUGUGAUAACUACCUCCUGGAAAACAGUGUGUGUAUAUGGAUUUCGACAUGAAGCUUGUGUGUGUGGAGAUCAGCGUCCUGGUUUUCCUCUGCUUAUUAGAUAUCUCCCAGCUCAUGACCCUCGAGCCCAGCUUUGACUCCCCAAUGGCAAACGUGACCGUCAAAGAAAUGGCCACUGCCAUCUUGCCCUGCUCAGUCAAGUUCCUUGGGCGACAUGAGGUGGUGUGGACUGACCAGUGGUCAACUCUCCUCACGUAUGAAGACCGGCGCAUUAUCGACGACGAACGCCUAAGUGUAGAGCGUCCUUUCACAAAAGACUGGAAUCUUCACAUCCGAAAUGUCAAGUACAAGGACCAGGGACUCUACAACUGCCAGAUCAACACCAACCCAGUCAAGAUCAAAACAGUGAAUCUUAAAGUUCAAGUUCCGGCCAAAAUCCUGAACAAUCAGUCAAACGAAAUCCUCGUUGCCCGUGAGGGCGACACCAUCACCCUUAUGUGCAAUGUCAGCGGUAUCCCCAUGCCAACCGUCACGUGGUUCCGACUGACGACCAAUGAGAAGGGCGAGGAGAAAAAGAGUGAGUUCUGCCCAGGCACAAAUAAGGUCGGGAUCAGCGGCGAAGUUCUGAUCAUCCACAAUAUCAGCCGUCACUGCGGGGACACCUACGAGUGUAACGCCUUCAACGGCGUGCCGCCCCCGGUCAACAAACUCAUGAAAGUCAGCGUGGAAUUUCCUCCUGAGAUCGAGCUGCCCAACAAACGGAUGGGCCAAGAUAUCGGGAAGGAGACGAUCCUGGAGUGCAUCAUCACAGCCAACCCACAGGCCAUUGGCAUCUGGAGAAAGGACGGCACGGAGAUGAAGACUUUGAGUGGCAAGUUCCGCGUAGAGUUGUACCGUGAAGAGGAGUACUCAGUGACCCUAAGUCUGCGCAUCAUGUACAUUGAACAAGAGGACUAUGGUCACUACACCUGCGAGGCUUCCAACAAACUGGGCAUGGACAGUGGGAGCAUGGAGCUGUACGACUACUCAGACUACCGACGACCUCGCACCACCACCCCGCCCCCCACCCGUGCACCCCUCCCCCGCACCACCCCCUACCCACCCCGACACAACCCCUACCAGCAACCUCACAACACCUACGUGUUCACACCCCGACCCAAUCUGGAAAAAGGUGAUCGCGUGCGCUUCGAGCACAACAGACCCAAGUACAGGCCCAACCACAGACCCGCUGCCAUUGACCAGCAGCCUGAAGACGGCAGGAGUGUUUCUUCCAACACGGAAUCUGGUGCUAGCGCUCUUGACCCUGCCCAGUGGCUUCGUGUUCUGCUCCUUGCCACGGUACCUGUGGUGUUGUCGAGAAACGUCUUCAUUCCAGGCUACUGCCAUAUCCUACAUUGCAACGAUUUAUGAUGCUUGAAGCUUUUGAGAAAUUUCAAUUUUUGAAUGUUUGUAGAUUCUCAACUACAGUGUAUACCUUUCCUUGUACACAUAGUGGUCUACUAAACAAAACAAAACAAACAAAAAAAUGAUCGCUAUUUCCCCCCUUUGGACCCAUAAGCUUUUAGAAUGUGCUGAACAAAUUUAACGCUCAAGCUGAUACAUUCAAGGUUUGAGGUUUACACAUGGUUUUCAAGGGCAUAGUACAAAACCUGUUUUAUACUGAGGGAUGAUCCUAAAAGCAGUAGCGGCUGGCUAUUAUUCUGAUAAUAAAGCAAAAGUCACUUUGCGCCGCCUUCCGAAGAGGGUAAUUUUGUAUGAAUGCCUGGAUUGAUGAUCAAUAGAAAACGUUUGAAAAGUUUGAAUGUACAAUAGCGCUAUAGUACAUACAUGAAUGUGCUUCCCUGGAGCUUUAAAAAAUGAUAGAAAAGGCUUAAAAAUCCCCCGAACCCCCUUGUUCAGCUUCCCUCUUCAAAAUGUGCUAAGACUGUGGUCAACAGAGUGUACCGCUGAGAGAGGCGCUAACAGGAACGGAUCAGAUCUUCCAAGAAAAAAUCAUGCGCUGUAAUUCAGCCUGGGAUUCAGUUUUAGACAGAAACUUUCUAUCUUUUAAACUAACAAAAUAGCUCCUAAAAUGUUUACUAGUUCAUUUUUUCCCCUCUUUGCCUGAAUGAACAUCACGAACAUUGUCCUGAUCACUGCCAGCAUCAAAUCACGUGUAGCUGAAUUUGCUUCAUACAUUUACUUGUUAUAAAAUCGUGUUUUUUUUCAAUUCCUCGUCCUCAUCGGGUCAACGGCUUAUUGUGAUUGUGAUGAACCGGGACAAUAUUUUCUUGAUUUUCCAGAAAAUUGCAGCAUGAUAUUAUGUAGUCACAAAGAGAAAUAGAAAAUGACAUUGAUAGGGCUCACUCAAUAUAGUUUAUCGAAACGUACUUGACAUAUUCAAUUUUUGUUUAAAUCCUGGAAAGUUGUGGUAAGUGCAAGUUUGGGAGUAAAACAAAAGCCAAUAACAGUUGAAAUAAAUCCUGGGUAACGUUACACAAUUUUCUUUUAUUUUGGGGGGGUUACAUGACAAGAAAAACUGAACAUCGAGCAUGGAUAUGCAGAUAUGAGCUGUUGAAACAUCUCUCUAUUCUAUCACUUCGUCAGACUGAUAAUCAUGGCAACCUUUUCUCAGUGCUGGAAUAGCACAUAAUGGUACAGACAUACAGAGCACUCAUCGAACUGAAAGUAGAGAUGGUUCUGUGUUUUGUAAUGCAAUCUUUCUCGAUGUAUUUCCAGGUCCAGGUUUAGAAUCCAAUACAAGUAAUUUUCAGUGGGUUUCUUUUUUUCGCCUAUCAACCAUAAUCUCGUCGCCUCUUGAGUACUAGCUAUAAUAUGCGAACGAAUAGCCAGGUACACCGAAGCACUGGACGCCACGUUCUGGUGAGAUUCACAAUCAAUAGGCCAGUCUGAAGACUCGUCUGGCUAAAAGCUUGGCUGACAGG